AUGCCUUUCGAAGGGUUUAAAAAGCUGCAAGAUAAGAUCUUCAAGCCAGUGAAGGAGGAGGCGAAGUUUGUGGUGGCAGACUCUUUGGGUAAUCUGCAAAGAACUGUGGAUGGCACCAAUGUGGAAGAAGACCAAAUUGAGUUGACUGAAGAUGGUCAGCCUGUAAAGGUUACGGUGAACAAACGACCGUUGUGUGACUGGCUCUGCUGUGGAAUCCCCAAACGCUACAUAAUUGCUAUCAUGAGUGGUCUUGGAUUUUGCAUCUCCUUUGGGAUCCGGUGCAAUUUGGGUGUGGCAAUAGUUGAGAUGGUCAAUAACAACACUGUCUAUGUAAAUGGAAAGCCAGAGAUUGAGAAACCUCAAUUCAACUGGAAUCCCGAGACUGUGGGACUGAUUCAUGGCUCCUUUUUCUGGGGGUAUAUAGUUACUCAAAUCCCAGGAGGUUUUAUCUCGAACAAACUUGCUGCAAACAGAGUUUUUGGAGCUGCUAUAUUUUUGACUUCAACAUUAAAUAUGUUCAUCCCAGUGGCGGCAAGGUUUCACGUCGGCUGUGUCAUGUUUGUAAGGAUCUUACAAGGUCUUGUCGAGGGAGUUACCUAUCCUGCAUGCCAUGGAUUAUGGAGCAAGUGGGCCCCUCCUUUAGAAAGAAGCCGAUUGGCAACAACAUCUUUCUGUGGUUCUUAUGCAGGAGCCGUGGUUGCAAUGCCACUUGCAGGACUACUGGUGCAGUAUAAAGGAUGGUCUUCAGUUUUCUAUGUUUAUGGAUUUUUUGGAAUGAUUUGGUACAUAUUUUGGCUUUUGCUUGCCUAUGAAAGUCCAGCAACGCACCCUACAAUAACACACGAAGAGCGAUCCUACAUUGAGGCAAGCAUAGGAGAAGGGGCCGGUUUACUGAGUGUAACCCAGAAAUUCAAGACACCCUGGAAGAAGUUCUUCACCUCAAUGCCAGUUUAUGCUAUUGUUGUGGCAAACUUCUGCAGAAGCUGGACUUUCUAUCUGCUACUCAUCAGCCAGCCUGCUUACUUUGAGGAAGUUUUUGGAUUUCCUAUCAGCAAGGUUGGCAUUCUGUCUGCAGUUCCACACAUGGUAAUGACAAUAAUUGUGCCGAUCGGAGGGCAGCUUGCUGAUUUUCUGAGGAGCAGAAAUAUCUUAUCAACCACAACCGUGAGAAAAAUCAUGAACUGUGGAGGGUUUGGCAUGGAAGCAACAUUAUUGCUAGUUGUGGGUUUUUCUCACACUAGAGCAGUGGCCAUUUCCUUCUUGGUGUUUGCUGUGGGAUUUAGUGGCUUUGCAAUUUCAGGUUUUAAUGUAAAUCACUUGGACAUUGCUCCUCGGUACGCUAGCAUUCUGAUGGGAAUAUCCAAUGGUGUGGGGACCCUUUCUGGGAUGAUCUGUCCAGUAAUAGUUGGAGCAUUGACAAUACAUAAGACACGUGAAGAAUGGCAGAAUGUGUUUAUCAUUGCGUCCGUAGUCCACUAUAGCGGAGUGAUAUUCUAUGCGAUUUUUGCUUCCGGGGAGAAGCAGGACUGGGCAGAUCCCGAGCAGACCAGUGACGAUAAGUGUGGCAUCAUUGACCAGGAUGAACUGGCGGAAGAGACUAAUCUUAAUGAGGACAAUUACAUCAGUCCAAAGAAAAAGACCUCCUAUGGUGCUACAAGCCAAAACAAUGGAGCCCGAAAGGAGGGCUGGAAAAAGAACAGAGGGAAAGCACAAGAGGUGGUAGACGAGCAGAACACUUACAGUUAUGAAAAUGGAGACUAUCGAGAGUUGUCCUAA
Molecule: messenger RNA, 1776 nt
Organism: Callorhinchus milii (elephant shark)
Lineage: Eukaryota; Metazoa; Chordata; Chondrichthyes; Chimaeriformes; Callorhinchidae
Gene: slc17a8
Product: solute carrier family 17 member 8
Exons: 12
Coding region: 1-1776 (591 amino acids)
Biological process (GO): transmembrane transport; monoatomic anion transport; synaptic transmission, glutamatergic
Cellular component (GO): synaptic vesicle membrane; excitatory synapse
Molecular function (GO): L-glutamate transmembrane transporter activity; neurotransmitter transmembrane transporter activity
Source: RefSeq, a predicted model, not a curated record